AUGAGGCAGAAGUCGAAGAACCCGAAACGUUGUUUUGUGGCGUACGAUUUCCAGUACCCCGGAAAAAAACGAUCCCGAACACCACCACUCGAAGAAGAAGACAAAGAAGAAAGAGCGGGAAAGAACGAAGACGGGUGCGACCGAGAUGAAAAUGAACUCGAACGACGACGGAAACUCUCUAAAAUGGGCGCGGAGAUGUUGUUGUUGUCCUCGUCCGUGCUCGAAGAGGAAAAUCUCGGCGCGGUUCCCUCCUCAGACGGUGACGUUGAAGACGACGCGAACAAACUGUCGAGGGAAGAGGAGGAGCCUCCUCCUCAACUAAAACCGAAAGUAGAAGGAAUAAGACAGAAUAAUAAUGAUGCUGAUAAUAAUGAUAAUAACAUUGAUGAUACUAAUAAUACGGAGAUCAAGUUGAUGAUUGCGCUCCAGCGCUCGAUUUUAUUGGCGUGCACCGAAUUACCGGACGCGCAAACUGCAACCGCAGAAGCGAGGAACGCGUUCUUACAAAUGCCUUUGAUGAAUUCGCUCGCGCUCGCGCUUGGGAGCGACGCGAAAAGUUCUUUUCAAGGUGUUAGUAUGGAUAAAAUCACUAAUCACGAUGUGUUGCAAUGCGUGUUCGUAGCAGCUGGCGAGUGCAAAGGAGACAAAAAGAGAGCGACGAAGAGGAAUACUAAAAAAGACGCGCCCGAGUUGGUGAACCUUCCGACGAGGUAUGUCGGACCGCACGUCGGGGAAAAAUGCUGUCGGUCGUGUUGGUAUCGCAUCUACCGCAUGACGAAUACACUCUCACUCCCGUUCUCGUGCGAUAUAUGUGCGGAAACUUUCAAGAAGGAACAUCUUUUAACAGCGCACGUUCGCGUCGAACACGAAGGGAAGCAAGCGUAUUUAUGCCCGGUUCCAAAAUGCGGGAAAGAAUUUUCUCGUCGCACGGAUUUGAAAAAGCACGGAUUAGUGCACACGGGAGAAAGACCUUACGCGUGCGCGUAUUGCGACCAACGAUUUAUUUCCUCGAGCAAUUUGAAUAAGCACGAACGACAGCACACCGGGUUUAAACCGUACUCGUGUCGCGUGUGUUUGAGAAAGUUUAGUCGUUCGCUCGGGUUACGAAACCACGUGCAACAGCAGCACUUGAAAGAUACGAGUUGGUCCUCGAGUAAAGUAGCAGUAGCAGAAGAAAAAGAAAAAGAAGAAGUAGAAACCGCGUCGAUUAAAAGAAAGAAAGGAAAGAAAAAUUGGGGGGACAAAACGACCGCGUAUACCGCUCCAAUCUACGUCCUCCGCCCGCAGGGCGAAACCACCAACUUGAAUAAAAACAUCAAUAAAAAGGCACCGCUUUCGGAAUCCGAGAACUCUUUAGAGCUUUAUUUGAAUACACUCGCAAAGGAGAAGGAGACCAAGAAAUGCGAGAAUCAUUUAAACGACGACGACGACGACGAGUCGUCAUCAUAG
Messenger RNA from Bathycoccus prasinos, 1449 nucleotides. Its product is annotated as zinc finger protein Gfi-1. The record is from RefSeq and is a predicted model, not a curated record. Bases 1 to 1449 code for a protein of 482 amino acids. The transcript has a single exon. Gene Ontology annotation, biological process: regulation of transcription by RNA polymerase II. NCBI's taxonomy places the organism in Eukaryota, Viridiplantae, Chlorophyta, Mamiellophyceae, Mamiellales, Bathycoccaceae. Gene Ontology annotation, molecular function: DNA-binding transcription factor activity; RNA polymerase II cis-regulatory region sequence-specific DNA binding.